Molecule: messenger RNA, 3971 nt
Organism: Hyla sarda
Lineage: Eukaryota; Metazoa; Chordata; Amphibia; Anura; Hylidae
Product: zinc finger protein 567-like
Exons: 14
Coding region: 422-3724 (1100 amino acids)
Biological process (GO): negative regulation of transcription by RNA polymerase II; regulation of cytokine production; regulation of immune system process
Molecular function (GO): DNA-binding transcription factor activity, RNA polymerase II-specific; RNA polymerase II cis-regulatory region sequence-specific DNA binding
Source: RefSeq, a predicted model, not a curated record
AAAUACAUUAGUGGGUAAAGCCAGUAAAAACGCUAAGGAGGCUGGGAGAGGGCUUGGGUUACUCAAACUAAUCGCGUUAUAAUGAUAUGUACAGUAGGUACACGAACGACCACAACCAGCCCACUGCGCAUGCCCAACUAGUAACGCUGAGUAACCACGUGAUGUUAAAAAUAACAAUCUUCUCUGCGCACGCAGCGCUUCACUGCGAAGGAGCAUAAGUCACAUGAUCACGCCGCGUUCACUGACACCGUCCCUGCUGGAGUGACUACGCAGUGGGCCACGCCCACAGAUCACAUGACCCUGACGUUAUCGCAGGUCCUUAAAUCAAUAGAACCGGUAGUGUCUGGCAGGUAUAGAUGAUAUUGACAGAAAGAAGACUUGGGCAGUUGGAUUUCGGAUCUCUUUGUUCUCAAGGUAAAGCAUGCCAGCGUGCUUUGUCCAUGGAUGUUGGUAUCACUGGAAGAAAGAUGAUGAUGUUGUCCUCCAUUCUUUUCCUCAUGAAUCCGAGCUGGUAAAGAAUUGGCUUCUCCACCUGAACCAGGAGCUUGGUGACAUAGAUCAGCUCGCCGAGAAAAUAUCAAAUUCCAAAAAAGGAUCUUACAGAAUUUGCUCUAAACACUUUACACCAGAAGAUUAUGAAGUAAGAGGAAGUUCAAGACUUCUUAAAAAAUCAUCCUUUCCCUCCAUUUUUCCAAAGGUGUUGCCUUCUUCACAUAUACGGAGAAGGAAAAAAAAGAAAAAUCCUUUUGCCCACAUAAGUUCAGAUGUCUUUAAUGAAGAGGACUUGGCAUUUGCCCAAAGGCUAAUGUUAAUGCCUGAAAGCGCAGUUUUCUCCACAGGCGUGAACAACUUUUUAUCCGAACAUUCUUACUCCUCUGUCUCUCAAGAAGAAACGUCUCCUUCCACUCAGACUGUUGGAACUAACACUGAGUAUUACCCAGGACAAAGACAUAAAAAUAUACAAACAUAUCAUCUUGUCCGCAAAAGCAGCAAAAGAAUACAAGUGAACAGACGUUUGUCACAGCACAGCUUUGGAAUCCAGUGUAAUAUAGUGCCACUACCUCCUUUACUAUGUUUUACAAGUUCUGGAAGUGAUACCAGAAAAUGGCCAAGUCCAUCUGCUGUUCCUGUCUAUACUCCUGUGGAAGAGGAGGAGGAUGAUGUGGAGGAGGAUGUUAUGGAAGAAGAUGACAAUGAUGUGGAGGAGGAUGUUAUGGAAGAAGAUGACAAUGAUGUGGUGGAGGAUGAUGUAGAGGAAGUGGAAGAUGGUAGUGAAAUGAUGUUAAACCUAGAUAUUAGUCUUGACCCAACAGACUUAAACAGUUCCUGUCUUUAUGGAACCAUUACAGGGGGAAAGAGCAGUCCUGUAGGCGAUCCCAAAGAGUAUCAAAGAGGGUCCACACUGCCAUUUGAUUUAUUAAACAGCUAUCAUGAUUCUUCUCCUCUGUGGCUCAGUCAGUCCAUGGUUACAAAUAUAGCAGUGGAGAACCACCUGCACUUCCUAACCCAACAGCAGAAAAAUGGGAUAUGCCCAUCAAUAUCAAGUAGCUGGGUUUCUAGUACAGGAUCUUCCCAUAUGAAUCCUCCAGAUAGACUACUUCACAAUGCAGAUUCCUUAAGUGAUCCACUGAUGAUGCAAACAAGGAACAAGAUGACCGAGAAGAUAUUAAACCUUACUUUGGAGGUCAUCUUCUUGCUUAGUGGGAAGGAUUAUACAAUUGUGAAAAAGUCAUCUGGUGAGUAUUGGACACCCAGAAGUCCUCCUUGUCUGUCAGGGGGAUAUAUCAAUGUCCUCAGCCCCAUCACAGAGCCUCCACUUCACUCAAAUAUAAUUGAGAAAAAUAAUAAGCAGAAGAUCCUAUACCUCACCAACAAGAUCAUUGAGUUGCUGACUGGAGAGGUUCCUAUAAGGUGUCAGGAUGUCACAGUGUGCCUCUCCAUGGAGGAGUGGGAGUAUUUGGUAAGACACAAGGAUCUGUACAAGGAAAUCAUGAGGGGAACUCAUCAGCCUCUUCCAUCAUUGAAUGGAUCAAGAAAAAGAAAUACAACAGAAAUAUUUUCUCAGGAUUGUUCCAAGGAAAAUCAAAAUACCCCAAAGGAUCAUCAAGGUGAAGAAUUAAUUGUGGUUAAAAUUGAAGACAUGGAUGAAGAAACUACAUAUAUGUUGGGAGAACAGAAGUUUAAGGAAGAGGAAAUUCCUGCUGCUAUCUACUUAGGUUCCAGUUCAUCUUCUUCUCAUAUAAAAACUCUGCAUAAAUUAAUCCAAAAGUCUGACCCAGCAGGGACCAACAGCAAUAAGAUGACAAAGAGAAUACUGAAUCUCACCAUGAAGAUUAUCCAUCUGCUGACAGGAGAGGAUUUUGCAGUAGAGAAGAAGGCAUCUGGUGAGUGUCAGACCCCUAGCAGCCAUUCCAGUAUGUCAGAAGGAUGGAGCAGGAGCCAGAGCCCCAUUACGAUGCCUCCACCUCACUCACUGGUAAAUGAGAGAGACAAGCAGAAGGUUCUCAGACUUGCCAACAACAUUGUACAUCUCCUAACUGGAGAGGUUCCUGUAAGGUGUAAGGAUGUCACUGUCUACUUCUCCAUGGAGGAGUGGGAGUAUAUAGAAGAACGCAUGGAUCUUUACAAGGAGGUCAUGACUGAGACUCAUCAACCCCUUACUUUAAUGGAUGAUUCUAAAGAGAGAAAUACACUAGAGAGAUGUCCUGGUCUUACUUAUUCCCAAGACUGUCUAGAAGAUUGUGACGUCCCAUUGGAUCACCAGGAGGGGCGUGACUUUUUUGUUGUUAAAGUUGAAGAUCUAGAAGAAAAAAGAAUCCAGGUUGUGGGCGAUCACCAGUAUAAGGAGGAAGGAAUUUCUAUAGAUACUGGCCCAGAACAUGAAAUGAAAUAUUCAUGUGCUGAUUGCGGCAAGUUGUUUACGGAUACAUUGCAUCUUGUUGAACAUCAAAAAAAUCACUUGGAGGAGAAGCCGUAUAUAUGUUCAGAAUGUGGGAAUUGUUUUAUACUUAGACAAGAGCUUGAGAUUCAUCAGAGCACUCAUAGAGAGGAGAUGCCUUUUCCAUGUCUGGAUUGUGGCCAAUGCUUUUAUCAGAACUCAGAUCUUGUUGAACAUCAAAGAAUUCACAUAGCAGGGAGGCCUUUUUUAUGCUCAGAAUGUGGAAUAUCUUUUACGAAUGAAUCGUAUCUUGUUAAACAUAAAAAAACUCAUACAGAGGUGAAGCCCUUUUCAUGUUUGGAUUGUGGGAAAUCAUUUACACUUAAACUUUUUCUUGAAAAUCAUCAAAAAACUCAUACUAUGGAGAAGUCGUGUUUAUGUACAGAAUGUGGUAAAUGUUUUAUUAAGAAAUCAGACCUUGUUGUACAUAAGAGAUUUCAUACAGGGGAAAAUCCUUUUUCGUGUCCAGAAUGUGGAAAAUGUUUUUCACAGAAAUCGGUUCUAGCAAAUCAUCAGAGAUUUCACACAGGCGAAAAGCCAUUUUUAUGCUUAUAUUGUAGGAAACCUUUUUUCCAGAAAUCAGACCUUGUUAGACAUUAUAGAACUCACACAGGAGAGAGACCGUUUUCAUGUACAGAAUGUGGGAAAAGCUUUACCCAGAAAUCAGUUCUUGUUCAGCAUCAGCGAAUUCACACAGGAGAAAAGCCAUUUUCAUGUACAAAAUGUGGAAAAUGUUUUACACACCGGUCAAAUUAUAUGAAACAUCUGGUUCUUCACACACGUUAAAGUGUCUCUGAACCUAUAACUCUUCUUAAGUUAUUUAUCUUUGAUCAUGUUCAAUGAAAUCUAAUAAAGGAAAAGGACUGUUGUGGAGAGAUUUUACCUAUUAACACAUCUGGGACUCAAAAAAAAAUAAAAUUUUUUUUUUUUUUACAUCUAUUUACAUGUGAAGGCAAUUAUCAUAUUUCUAUUCUGUCCUCAGAAUAGUUUUUUUUAAAACAAAAUAUAUUACAACAUCUUCAUAGAGGUUCUC